AUGGAGUACAGCUCUAAAACCACAGGAGCAGACGACCUGCAGAUAAAUGUCACCCCGACCCCGGAUUCAUUUCCUCAUGGGAAAUUGUUACCAAUUUCACCAACAUGGCCUUUCUCAGAAGUCAAGUCUUCCUCAGCAGUAGACAGCAUCAAGACUGCGCUGGGACAGUCCCCUGACAACACCAGCUUGCCACUGCUAGUCCAGACCCCUCCACCCAAGACGCGCCGCAGAGCUAGAUCUCAUGUGGACUUUCCUUCACUUUUCCAAGGAAGUGGGUAUAGCGCCUCCCUCGAACCUUUCAAGGAUUCUACUGAGUCUCUGGUCCAACCAAGACCUCAAGGGGGAAAAGAAGCAGCAGCUACGUCAGGUUUGCCUCUCAACAGCAUGCCUCCCUCCGUGUCCACGGUCCCAUCAGUGACGUCCCUGAGCACUGUCCUCCCAUCUCAGCCAGUUCAGGCAGGGGCUCCCUCCACGUCAAAGCAUCCCCCCAACUCAGACGUUCUCUUUCCACCUUCAUCCUCUUCAUUGGCCCCUGACUCAUCUCAUUCCAUCAUCUUUUCUAAGCCAACAGAGCGGCCCACCAAAGUGCCUCUAGUCCCCUACCCAGGUCUAGCUGGUGCCACUUCAAGUCAGAGCGUAGCUAAUCUCCUAAACCCAUUUUCUGACAAAACAGACCUCACUCCAUCCAGAAAUGCCCAGGAUUUUAUAGGAACCCCUAACCUGGAUGUUCCAAGAUCCUCAACAAAGCAGUAUUCCAAGCUGUCCCCAAGAGAGGGUCCCCACUCAGCAGGUUCACCCACACCAGGGUUUGGGGGCUCCAGGGCAGAACAGGCCCAUUUGUCCCUCCCUACCCCAGCCCCUGGGAGUCUUCUUCAGCUUCUGGGUAGAACUCCCUUAUGGUCAAUGUUGGAAGUGGCUUCAGGUCCUGUGUCCAUGCAGCCAGUCAAAGCUGAGGUGCCUGAAAGCGUGCACAAGGGGGUGUCUUUGCCGACUUUUAAGAGCACAGCAGCAGCAACCCAUGAGGCUGAGUCUCCAGCUUUCCAGCCUGCAGAAUCAGUGGCCAUAGAAAUGAUCAGCAGACAGCUAGCCCCCGCUACUACCAACGACUCUGCUAACCCGCUGCAUUUGUCAGCAGCUCCAGAAAGUUCCGGAGGGCCCACCCUUUCAACAGAACACACAUCUUCCUCUUUGGUGCCUUCUCCUCUGCCUAUCUCCACACCAAGUCAAGGGCAAGCCGGGCUCUCUGGGGUAGUUCCCGCAUCACCAUCGCACAGGACAGCCUAUUUUCCCUCCACGCUUACUUUCCUCCACGCCACAGAGAAUCAUGCCUCCCCACCCCCUGUGCCCACUUCUCCAGAAGAGGCCCGUGAUGUAUCCUUUCUUACCGCCACUAAGGACUUCCUCAUCUCAAGCCGAAUUUCUCAUCUUUUUUCAACGACUUGGACAUUUCCCCCCUGGAAAGAGGACAGUGUGACAGCCAUUUUAGGAAAAAAUGAAAAGGCAGGUGUGACAGUUCCUCUCCAGGCCCUUCCAAGUAAAGAAGUUUUGAGUCUUCACACUGUAAAAGGAUUCAUCUCUGAUCUUAGUACUGAUCAGAGUUCACCUGCCCUCCUUCCAACACGAGGGACAAAGCUUCUUCCUUCAGAAUCACCUCCACCUUCUCCGCCCUCCAUACAAACCACCCAGACUGUUUCCCCACCUCCUGUCUUCUCCAACACCAUGCCAGGGACUUACGCAGCUACCGUGGACCAUUCACAGUUGCUAGCUUCAGCUUCGAAACAGGUGACAGCAAUUCCCUCCUCCACUGUCUAUGAUUUCUCAACAAUGGGAGACACGAAAAAGCCAGCAACCACAGAUGUUUUCUGGAGUCCUCUUUCAGCAGUAACUGGAUCCCUUUCCACAGAAUCAACAUUAUCUGGCUUGCAGCAGCAAACAAAUUAUGAUUUAAAUGGACAUGCAAUUAGCUCCACAAGUUGGGAAACCCAUUCGGCUUCAACCACUCCUCCUAGUGCUUUAACUUCAGCUGCCAGUGCAAUACAAUCUCAGGAUUUCAAAGAUACUUCUGGGCAUUCAGUGACUACAGAAGGCUUUAACAUUCAGAAUCAAGUCCUUGGUGCAAGCGCCAACCAGCCGGGACAACAGUCAGACAUGGCUAUGCUUUCAAACCAUACAGAACUCUGGCCCACAAGCAAUAACAGUCCUUCUAGAGACUUCCCAACAACUGAGGUUGACUACCACCCAUCCACACGUCAACAUUCUGUGUCUCAUUCCUAUCUAAAGUUGCAUGCCCGGACAACACAUCCUCUUUUGCUAACCUUACCAAGUCUGACUUCUGCAUCUAGCUUACAGGAAAUGCUUUCAGAUGGAACGGAGACAGGUUCCCAGAUUUCCAGUGACUUCUAUCCAUCACCUGUGACAAAUGCUUCCACAGCAUUCCAGAGCAUCCUGAGAAAUCACUCUACAGCUGAAUCUCCUCCUGUAUCAACCAGUGCCUUUUCCAGGACCCCCUCCAAAGUGCUGCAGGCUUCUCAGCACCCCAUGAAAUGGACAGUGGACUUCUCGAUGUCAGCCAACGUAGAGCCAACAGCAGUAGCAGCAGCCGCUGCCACGUUGUUUCAGAGGAAACCGAGCCCACCGGCACUGUCUGCGGCUUUGGUUGCUAAGGGUACUGGCAGCAGCCCUUUGGCCAUAGCCUCAGGAUUAGCCAAGAGCAGUCUGACCACUACUCUCACUAAAAAUGUCACAAACAAGGCUGCAUCUGACCCAAAGGGGACACAAGGGGCUCUCCACACAGCCUUCCCAUUCACGCCAACCUACAUGUUUGCAAGAACAGCUCACACCACGAGCACAUAUACAGCCAUGCAAGGGAAUGCGGGCACCGCCUCUGGCCUGUUGUCCACAACACACCUCUCCAGGAAACCACAAGCCAUGCACACAGGCCUCCCAAACCCCACCAACCUGGAGAUGCCCAGAGCAUCCACCCAACGCCCGCUAAUAGUCACAGCGGCAUUGACAUCCAUGACAGCCUCAGUGAAGGCCACCCGCUUACCACCUUUGCGGACAGAUAACACUGAUGCAGCUCUUCCUGCUGCAUCAGCUGCCGUGGUUACAACUGGGAGAACGGCGUCCAACCUGGAGUGUCAGAUGUCCAGUAAGCUCCUGGUGAAGACAGUCCUCUUUCUGACCCAGAGGAGAGUGCAGAUCAGUGAAUCCUUGAAGUUCAAUGUAGCCAAAGGGCUCACACAGGCACUGCGGAAGGCUUUCCACCAGAACGACGUCUCGGCUCAUGUGGACAUUCUGGAGCAUUCUCAUAACGUCACGGUUGGUUAUUAUGCUACCAAAGGGAGAUUGGUAUACUUGCCUGCAGUAGUGAUCGAAAUGCUGGGUGUUUAUGGAGUCAGCAACGUCACUGCAGAUCUGAAGCAGCACACCCCAAAUUUACAGUCCGUGGCAGUACUUGCCUCCUCGUGGAAUCCCCAGCCUGCAGGCUACUUCCAGCUGAAAACAGUGCUGCAGUUUGUGAGCCAAUCCGACAACAUACAGUCCUGCAAGUUUGCUCAGACCAUGGAACAGAGGCUGCAGAAAGCGUUCCAGGAUGCUGAGAGGAAGGUCCUGAAUACCCGAAGCAACCUGACGAUUCAGAUCGUGAGCACGUCCAACGCCUCCCAGGCAGUCACCCUGGUGUAUGUCGUGGGCAAUCAGAGCACGUUCCUCAACGGCACCGUUGCCAGCAGCCUCCUCAGCCAGCUCUCGGCUGAGCUGGUGGGAUUCUACCUCACCUACCCUCCGCUCACCAUUGCUGAACCACUGGAAUAUCCCAACCUUGAUAUAUCAGAAACAACCAGAGACUACUGGGUAAUCACAGUGCUGCAGGGUGUGGACAAUUCACUGGUGGGCCUGCACAACCAGAGCUUCGCCCGGGUCAUGGAGCAGCGCCUGGCCCAGCUGUUCAUGAUGUCCCAGCAACAAGGCCGGCGGUUUAAACGAGCCACCACCCUGGGAAGCUACACCGUGCAGAUGGUAAAGAUGCAGCGUGUGCCAGGCCCGAAGGACCCAGCGGAGCUGACCUACUACACCUUGUACAACGGAAAGCCUUUGCUGGGGACUGCAGCUGCCAAGAUCCUGAGCACCAUUGACUCCCAAAGGAUGGCCUUGACCCUGCAUCACGUCGUCCUUCUGCAGGCUGACCCCGUGGUGAAGAACCCACCCAACAACCUGUGGAUCAUCGCUGCAGUGCUGGCGCCCAUCGCCGUGGUCACAGUCAUCAUCAUCAUCAUCACUGCUGUACUCUGCAGGAAGAACAAGAACGACUUCAAGCCAGACACCAUGAUAAACCUGCCUCAGAGGGCAAAGCCUGUACAAGGAUUUGAUUAUGCCAAGCAACACCUGGGCCAGCAAGGGGCCGAUGAGGAGGUCAUUCCUGUGACUCAGGAAACGGUGGUCCUGCCACUGCCUGUGAGAGAUGCCCCUCAGGAAAGAGACAUCACGCAGGAUGGGAGCACUGUCAAGACAGCCAAGUCCACCGAAACCAGAAAGAGCAGGUCGCCCAGUGAGAAUGGCUCUGUCAUCAGCAACGAAUCAGGGAAGCCCAGCUCAGGGAGACGCUCACCCCAGAAUGUAAUGGCACAGCAGAAAGUGACAAAGGAGGAGGCAAGGAAGAGAAAUGUGCCAGCGAGUGAUGAAGAGGAAGGAGCAGUUCUUUUCGACAACUCUGGCAAGGCAGCUGCUGAGCCAUUUGACACAUCUUCUGGGUCUGUGCAGCUAAUCGCCAUAAAACCCACAGCCCUCCCUGUGGUGCCCCCCUCCACGGACAGGAGCCAGGAGUCGUCAACUGUCCUCAACGGUGAGGUGAACAAAGCCCUGAAGCAGAAGUCAGACAUUGAACACUAUCGGAACAAGCUACGCCUCAAAGCCAAGAGAAAGGGAUAUUAUGACUUCCCACCAGUGGAGACAAGCAAGGGUCUGACUGAAAGAAAAAAGAUGUAUGAAAAAGCCCAAAAGGAAAUUGAGCAUGUUUUGGAUACGGACCCAGAACUGUGUGCUCCAUUCGCUGAGUCUAAAACCAGGCAACAGAUGAAGAACUCUGUCUACCGAAGCCGGCAGUCCCUGAACAGCCCGAGUCCAGGGGAAACCGAGAUGGACCUUCUGGUGACUCGGGAGCGACCCCGGCGUGGAAUCCGGAACAGCGGAUACGAUACUGAGCCUGAAAUCAUAGAGGAAACCAACGUGGACAGAGUACACGAGCCCCGGGGCUAUACCAGGUCUCGGCAGGUGAAAGGCCACUCAGAGACGUCCACGCUGAGCUCCCAGCCCUCCAUUGACGAGGUCAGGCAGCAGAUGCACAUGCUGCUGGAGGAAGCCUUCAGCCUGGCGUCUGCGGGCCACGCGGGCCAGAACCGGCACCAGGAAGCCUACGGCUCAGCCCAGCACCUGCCCUACUCAGAGGUGGUGACCAGCGCUCCCGGGACCAUGACGCGGCCCAGGGCUGGGGUACAGUGGGUGCCGACCUACCGCCCAGAAAUGUAUCAGUAUAGUCUGCCCCGGCCGGCUUACAGAUUUUCUCAGCUUCCCGAGAUGGUCAUGGGCUCACCCCCUCCACCUGUACCUCCCCGCACUGGCCCUGUGGCUGUGGCUUCUCUCAGGCGGUCCACCUCAGACAUCGGCAGCAAGACCAGGAUGGCCGAGUCCUCGGGGCCUGAGCCGGCCCAGCUGCAUGACAGCACCUCCUUCGCGCAGGUGUCCAGAGGCCCCGUGUCUGUGACGCAGCUGGAUCAGUCGGCUUUAAAUUACUCAGGUAACACAGUGCCAGCAGUGUUCGCCAUCCCAGCUGCCAACAGACCUGGCUUCACUGGCUACUUCAUCCCGACACCUCCCUCGUCCUAUAGGAGCCAGGCCUGGAUGUCCUACGCAGGAGAGAAUGAGCUCCCAAGCCAGUGGGCUGAUUCGGUGCCCCUCCCGGGGUACAUCGAAGCUUACCCUCGGUCACGUUAUCAGCAGAGCUCGCCCUCCAGGCUUCCUCGCCAGUACAGCCAGCCAACCGGCAUGCACCCCAGCUUAGAGCAGGCCCCGGUGCCCUCCACAGCGGCCUCACAGCAGAGCCUGGCAGAAAAUGACCCAUCAGACACUCCCCUGACCAACAUCUCCACCGCGGCCCUCGUGAAAGCCAUCCGGGAGGAGGUGGCCAAGCUGGCCAAGAAACAGACAGACAUGUUUGAGUUCCAGGUCUAAUGCCUUAGCCCCGUGGGACUCUGGACUUCCAAAUUGGAGGAAACAGCCUUUGGGGUUCUCACACCUAACGUGUUGGGACUUCAGACAUAGAUCAUGAGUGAGCCUUUCUCACCUCAGUUUCUGAAAAGGUGGACGAUGGGGCUUCUGGGAAAUGAAGGAAAUUCUUGAAUGAACGACUGGAUUCUUGGCUUAUUCAACUGUGUGUCAAGAAGUCCUUGCUUGGGACCUCAUGAUUGAUAUUCAGUUAUGUUGAAUGUUUGAACUGGGUGUAUUUCCCAGUAGAGCCUUCCUUGGUCACAAGAGAUACUAGCUAAUCUACAGAUUCCUGUCCAAUGCCAUAUUUUAAUAAAUCACUGGAAGGGGGAGAAUAUAGCUCUUAUCUUCGGUGACCCUGCAUGUUAACGGUUUCUGUGUUAAAGGCAACACAGGAAUGUGGAUUAAGCGCCAGACUUUUACUCUCUCCCACUCAGCCAUGACUGUGAUGGUUCAAAUCAUCUCUAGUCUGUAAGGAGACACUGACUCCAGCCAAGAAACCUGAGUCCCCUUUUUUCAAAGUCAAAUGAAAUUGGAUGAAAGUCAGUACCAAUGGCUGCGCCUAUAAAUAGUCCUGACUCUUUCCCCCAUUAAUUAAAAAGAAGCUCAAGAAGGAGAGAAGAAGAGAGGGAACGGUGGAUUUGUGUCGACAGGCUUUUUGAAAGGUGUUGUCAUGUUGGAAAUAGAGCGCCCCACAAGUUAGGAUCUGACUGAAAGAGAAUCGGUGCUAAGAGCUUUUAGGAUCCUACAAAAGAAAAAUAGUUAUUUGUGGAGGUUUUUCAUCAGCUCGCAUUGAAGGUGGCCUGAGAAUGGAGCUUCUCUCUCUCUUUGGGGGGAUAAUAGAUACAUUGCCUUUUACAAGAAAAUCUCUGUCUCUUCAACAAUAAUGUCCAGCAGGUGCUGCCAAGCACUACAAAAGAAAAUGGUAAUUGAUUCCUGUUAGAAAUGGGAGCGGUAGAUCCACAGUCUUCCCAGGCUGCAGCCUCUGUUUAUAGAAGCUUCUGAAUGUAGAAAAUCUGUUGAAUUAUGUUUAAAUGUAAAUAAACUUUUAAAAGGCAUAUAGGGAGUUAGCCAGUUCCCUAUAGUGCAUGGACACAGGAGGACAGAUGCUAAAGUGGCAGGGCUGCUACCUUGUGACCACAGUGUUGCAGGUCACCCUCGCCGACAUGGAGAGUCGCCUGCAGAGCUCUGGGUAAAAGGACGUUGCCUCGUAGCACUGAGGCAUCAGCUGCUGCCCACCCAGAAACGUGAGCAAGACAGCUGCUGACUUUGGGUGGCAGAGGGAGAUGGGACACUUUGGUUUCCUUACCAACUUGGGAGCCUUAUAGUGUUGGGGGCUGACUUGUUGGAGAACGAGGUCAUGUCCUGCUUUCACCCAUGAUCCAUUUAGCUUCUGCUGUAUCCAUUCCCUUCUGAGCCCAUCUUUCCAUUGUCCUCAUGAGUUUCUUUGGUCUUUACUGAAAGAAGAAGGUGGAAACUUAAAAGUUGAGAGAAGACAAGAAAUGGAACUGAUUAGAAUGGGAGAUUCAGACUGUUAAAGCACAGACUUUUCAAAGAAGCCGUUUUUAUUUCCCAAUGGCAAAUUGCCCUUUUCGGAAUGUUCAGAGAUGAUGUGUCAUGGAAUCCCCAGACAGGUCUCCUGUUCGGAUGAUAAUAGGUAGUGUCCUUUUAGUAUGCUGGUUGAUCUUUCAUAGUGUUAGUUUUUUGUUACUUAAAAAGAAAUCAGCUAUAAAUAAAAUGUAUUUUUGUA
Molecule: messenger RNA, 8011 nt
Organism: Otolemur garnettii (small-eared galago)
Lineage: Eukaryota; Metazoa; Chordata; Mammalia; Primates; Galagidae
Product: KIAA1549 like
Exons: 21
Coding region: 1-6228 (2075 amino acids)
Source: RefSeq, a predicted model, not a curated record